Molecule: messenger RNA, 2037 nt
Organism: Alnus glutinosa
Lineage: Eukaryota; Viridiplantae; Streptophyta; Magnoliopsida; Fagales; Betulaceae
Product: CRS2-associated factor 2, chloroplastic
Exons: 6
Coding region: 108-1805 (565 amino acids)
Biological process (GO): Group II intron splicing
Molecular function (GO): RNA binding
Source: RefSeq, a predicted model, not a curated record
UUUCCCUCCCUCCCUCUCGUUUCAGAGAGCACAUUAUCCAUAGCUGUAUACACUAUACACUACUACAAAUAGUCGUUAUAUGUAAAUAUAGAAGCAUUUGUUCUUUCAUGGCCAUCGUUACGGCGUCGUCACUGCCAGGCCUCAACCUCUUUUCCUCUCUCCCUUCAACACCACCCCCAAAGGACCCCACAAUUACCACCUCUACCACUCCCUCCCCACCCUUCCCUAUCCCCAAAUAUCCUCCUCCUCGCCAGAAAUCCUCCAAACCCCGAACCAACCCGGCCCUCAAGACCGUCCACCGCCGCACCAAAUACUUCAAGCCCGUCAAGGAAGGAGUCAUCUCCUCCGACGGCGACCGCUCCGUUGUCGUCGGCGAGUCGGGCGUGUCGUACCUCCUCCCCGGCGCGCCCUUCGAGUUCCAGUACAGCUACUCCGAGACGCCCAAGGUGAAGCCCCUGGCCAUCCGCGAGCCGGCCUUCUUGCCCUUCGAGCCGCCAACGAUGCCGAGGCCGUGGACCGGAAAGGCGCCGUUGAAGAAGAAGAAGGAUAAGAAUAAGAUUCCGCUGUUCGACUCGUUUAAUCCGCCUCCAGAGGGAACGAAGGGAGUGAAGCGCGUGGAAAUGCCGGGGCCGUUUCGGCUUGGGAAGUUUCCGAAGGAGGGGAGGACGAGGGAGGAGGUGCUCGGAGAGCCGCUCAGGAAGUGGGAGAUCAAAAUGCUGGUUCAGCCCCACUUGUCCAAUAACCGCCAAAUUAAUCUUGGAAGGGACGGGCUGACGCAUAAUAUGUUGGAGCUGAUACAUUCGCAUUGGAAGCGGCAGCGCGUGUGUAAAGUUCGUUGUAAAGGGGUUCCCACUGUAGAUAUGAAUAACAUUUGCCGUCGUCUUGAGGAAAAAACCGGGGGGAAAAUCAUUCAUCGAGUUGGUGGUGUAGUUUAUCUUUUCCGUGGCAGAAACUACAAUUAUCGUACUCGUCCACAGUACCCAGUGAUGCUCUGGAAACCAGCUACUCCGGUUUACCCGAAACUUAUCCAAGAAGCUCCAGAGGGAUUGACAAAAGCUGAGGCCAAAGAAUUACGGAAGCAGGGAGAAACACUUUUGCCAAUAUGUAAAUUAGCAAAAAAUGGAGUAUACAUCUCCUUGGUGAAAGAUGUUAGGAAUGUUUUUGAAGGAAGUCCAUUAGUGAAAAUUGACUGCAAAGGGAUGCAUGCAAGCGAUUACAAGAAGUUGGGUGCUAAGCUUAAGGAAUUGGUUCCUUGUGUGUUAUUAUCUUUUGACAAUGAGCAAAUAUUGAUGUGGAGGGGACGAGAUUGGAAAUCAAUGUACGAAUAUGCUCCCUUGGCUUCAAUCUCCCCUGCAGUGGGCAUUGCAGGUGGUUUGGAUGGUUCAGGCAAGGAUGACAAUGAUUGUUGUAAGGCUGAUCCCAAAACAGUGAGCACAAGCCCUAAAAUGAUGUUGCUUUGGAAGCAAGCAAUUGAGUCCAGCAAAGCAUUGUUGCUGGAUGAGAUUGUUCUUGAUCCUGAUGCUCUUUUGAAGAAGGUGGAGGAAUUUGAGGGUAUUUCACAGGCCACAGAGCACUCCUAUCCAGCAUUAAUCUUGUCAAGUGACGAUGGUACAAGCAGCUCAGUGGCAGAGACUGAAGAUUAUCCUCAAAGCGAGGGUUAUAGUGAAGAUAAUUACAACUACAGUGAUACUGACAAUGACGAUUAUGAAGAUUAUGAUAGUGAUUCAUUUGAAGAUGUGGAUUCACCAGUCCCUCUGGGGUCGUUACCUGUCGAUAUGAUAGCAGAAGAGCACAAAUGGGAAUGAAAUUGCAAAGAAAGAUCAGAGGUAUUCCUGUUCAAUUGUGAAGUUGCUUAUUUUUUCACUAGCAGAAAAUGAAGAGCUUGAUAAAUUUUAGAUUGGCGAUAUUUGUAGGGAGACAUGGGAAGACUGAAAUGUAAAUUUACUCUUGAGCAAAAGUAAAAAUGUAUAUACAUGUAGGACAGGGUUGUCUUGUUCUUUUCUUCAAAGCUAGUCACAUGGGUUUUGCCUGAUCAAA